Parnassius apollo (apollo) is the source of this 363-nucleotide messenger RNA. The record is from the annotation of a GenBank genome assembly. Lineage: Eukaryota; Metazoa; Arthropoda; Insecta; Lepidoptera; Papilionidae.
AUGUCCAAACGAAAAAGAGCAGUGUUGUCUCUUAAAGACAAAGUUAAGCAGCACAGCGAUUUUUUUGUAGACGAAUUAAAAGAAUUUCUAAAUGGAAAAGAAUACGAUUUAGAUUUUGUGUACAAUGCGGACGAAACAGGUCUUAAUUGGAAAGCUUUAACAAGCAAAUCAUUAGCAUCGCGUCAUGAAAAUGCAGCUCCGCGGCACAAAUCUAAUUCUUCAAUUAUACUGCACGACGAUUUUAAAGAAAUAACGGAAGCAAUGGAAAUUGUUAGCGUUGAUGAAGGGUACGAUGAAGAGAAUAUCAAGGAGUGGCUGAACUACGAUAGUGGAGACCCUGGAUUCCAAAUAUUAACCUUUUGA